Arxiozyma heterogenica is the source of this 1206-nucleotide messenger RNA. It is a transcript of the gene SHE1, whose product is annotated as She1p. Gene Ontology annotation, molecular function: microtubule binding. Gene Ontology annotation, cellular component: microtubule cytoskeleton. The transcript has a single exon. Lineage: Eukaryota; Fungi; Ascomycota; Saccharomycetes; Saccharomycetales; Saccharomycetaceae. The coding region runs from base 1 to 1206 and encodes 401 amino acids. The record is from RefSeq and is a predicted model, not a curated record.
AUGGAUCAACAAGAAUUAUUUAAUGGUACUAAUAACAAGGAUGAUAUACAAGAAUUGUCGAAACAUUCAAAUUUAGAAUUAAAGAAGAACUCUGGCAAUGUAUACAUUAAUGGCAAUCCACACGACCAUUUAAUUAAUACUUUGGGGGUAUCUAAAAAAUUGGGAUCCUCAGUGUUAAACGAAUUGGAUUCUAGAACAAAUGCUAAAUUUGAGCAGUUAUUCGUGUCUAAUGAUGACCAUACUGAAUCAUUAAUGGAUCUUACAUUUAGUGAACGUUUCAAUAUUGCUCAUAAUUCACAGUUCAAGACUAUGGAAUCUUUAAAUAGUCAUUAUUGUGUUAAAUUUUUAAAUCCUAAUAAUAACGAUGAUAAUGUUAUUGAUGGCAAUAUAUAUAAGACGCCUUUGAAAAAAAAUUUACAAACCGAACAAUUACAAUCCAAUUCAAUUAAAAGAUUGAAGACCACACAAAAUUUAUUGAGUACACCACCACCCAUCUUGGAUAUAACAAGGAGAAUCCGUAGAUUAAGGUUAAGAAAUUCGUUAUCCAACAACAACAACAAUAAUAAUAAUAGUACUGUUAAUACUAGUAGUAACGGUGGUAAUAGUAGAAGUGGUUAUGGAUUACGUAGUAACCAUGAUUCAAGAAGCAUAGUUAAUAGCAAGAUUAAGAAUACGCCAAUAACGAAACCACAAAAACCCUUAGAACCUCCAAGUUUUUUGAGACCUACUAUCACAUCAUUGAAUAAAAUGAAAAGAUCGGAUAAAAUGAAUGAUAUAAAUUCUAAAAUUAGACCACAAAAAAUAAGAAUGCAAAUUGUAUCUAAUAAUACAACUGCUACUAUGUACUCUUCAUUUCAAAAUAAAGAUAAAAAAAUAUUUGGUGAAGAAAAAAGUGGUAGAAGGGUAAAGAGCACAGGAAACACUAUUUCAAAUUCAAGCGAAUCUCUAUCUGUAUUUGAAAGAUUAUAUAAACAAAGCACGGUUUCUAGAUCAGUAUCCAUGAAUAAUGUAACAAGUAAUAAGACUAUUAAAAAGCAUGAAGAUAUGGAUGAAAACAAUAACAAAAUCAUAGGGAAAAAUUCUAAUGGUAGUAAUUCAUCGACAAUUCAAUUUGGUAGAUCUAAAACAACAUCUGGAUUAUCUGAUCAUAUAACGACUAAUAAAAAUUGUAAUAUUUCAUUAAAAACAAGACCAGCAUGGAGAUAA